AUGACAAUGGUGAGAGAGAGGAGGCACCAACAAGCACUGAGACUUCCCUUGCCACCCCCACCGGUGGCGGUGCCGGAAUUUCCCUACCACUUCUCUGACUCCCCAGGGACCGUAGACCGCCUCUCGGACCUCGAGAAGCUCUCGGUCGUCGGCCAUGGCAGCAGCGGAACCGUCUACAAGGUCCGCCACCUCCGCACGAACUCCCUCUUCGCUCUCAAGGUCCUUCGCUUCGGCCCCAACGCCGCCGACGCCCGGCGCCAAGCAGCCCGGGAGGCCGACAUCCUGACGCGCGUCGACUCUCCCUUAGUCGUCCGCUGCCACGGCGUGCUCGAGGGAGGCGGUGAGGACCGUCUCUGCCUUGUCAUGGAGUACAUGGCCGGCGGCUCCCUCCACGACGUUCUCCGAGCUCGCCGGAGGCUGCCGGAGGGGCUCAUCGCCGGGGUGGCAGGGCGGGUGCUGGAGGGCCUGCGCUACCUCCACGGGAUGGGUGUCGUGCACCGUGACAUCAAGCCCUCAAACCUUUUAAUCGGCAGCCAUGGCGAGGUGAAGAUUGCCGACUUCGGGGCGAGCCGGGUGGUGGCAGCAGCAAUGGGGCCUUCAUCCGGUGGUGGCGAUGAUGCCUGCGCAGGCACAUGCGCAUAUAUGAGCCCAGAACGGUUCGACUCGGAGGGGUUCGGCGACAGCGGAGGGUUCGCCGGUGAUAUAUGGGCCCUUGGGGUGGUGCUGUUGGAGUGCUUUGUAGGCAGGUUUCCGCUGGUGGACGCAGGGGAGCGACCAGAUUGGGCCACCUUGAUGUGCGUCGUUUGCUUUGGUGGCCCACCGGCGGUGCCGGAUGCUGCCUCGCCGGAGUUCCGGAGCUUUUUGGGAAGGUGCUUGGAGAAGGACUGGAGGAAGAGAGGGACGGUGGGGGAGCUCCUAAGCCACCCUUUUGUCGCCAAGUGCUGUUCCACAGAAGGCCUAGUUGAGGAUACUUUCCAUACAUAG
Phoenix dactylifera (date palm) is the source of this 984-nucleotide messenger RNA. The record is from RefSeq and is a predicted model, not a curated record. NCBI's taxonomy places the organism in Eukaryota, Viridiplantae, Streptophyta, Magnoliopsida, Arecales, Arecaceae.